UUAAAGAUUAGUUUGCAUUCACUUGUAUACUUUCUGUUUUCUUUGAUCAUUCUAAGAAUGGAUAUAUUUCUGAAUCUGUGUCUUGUCAACAUUACCUCAGUUUUUUUUUUCCUGUGACGACCAGUCUGCCUGGUAAUAUUUAUAGCUCCACCCAAAAUGAGGUUGCAAUGAUCCCCCCUUCCCUCCUCCCUCCCUCCCUCCCUCUCUCUCUUCCACUCCCUCUCUCCCCCCUCUGUCUGACUUUCUUUACAUUUCACCAGUCACUACAGGAUCACUACACCGGACCUGUUGGAGCUGAAUGGAUUAUUAAGGACACCUACAUUUAUGACCACGACCCAAAACUGUCGUUCACAACAGCGGGAACAGCACGGAUGAUGCGUGCAGCCCUUCCUCAGCUAUUCAAUGACAGAAGAGACGCGCCAAAGAAGAGAUGGGAACUGUCGUUGGACUUCUACCUACCCGGCUGUGGGGGAAAUGCUGUCGGUGCUCCAUGUGGGCUGUACCUGUAGUGGUGGUCGUGGUCCAGCUUUGUGUUGCUUUUAACUUGGACACGGAGUCACGCGUGGUUUUCACCGGACCACAGGGAAGUUAUUUCGGGUACUCGGUGGAGUUCUUCGGUAACGCAUCCAGCACCAGCAUAUUGAUCGGUGCUCCAAAAGCCAACACAAGCCAACCAGACGUCACCGAAGGAGGAGCCGUGUACCUGUGUCCCUGGAGCCAAGCUAACUGCAGCAUAAUCAACUUUGACAAGCAAGGUGAUCGAUAUUUCUAUAUAAAUAAUGUGAACACUCAGGUCGAGUUCAAGUCUCAUCAGUGGUUUGGAGCUACCGUGCGUUCCCAUGGCAACAGCGUCCUGGCUUGUGCGCCCAGUUAUUACUGGAGGACCGAACAUGACACACCCUUUGCUGACGUCACAGGAACCUGCUACCUCUCUGUGGACAGCCUCCAAACGUUUGUGGAGUACGCACCCUGCCGAACAGAACGACAUGGACCUGCUGGACAGGGCUAUUGUCAGGGGGGAUUUAGUGCAGACUUCACAAAGGAUGGGAGAGUUGUGCUUGGAGGACCAGGCAGUUUUUACUGGCAAGGCCAGCUGAUCUCAGCCAACACAGAGGAGAUUGUAAAAGCCUACUACCCGUCUUACUUUCUGCUGUCUGUCACCGGGCAGAUUCACACUCGACAGGUGCAGGGGAACUAUGAUGACAGUUACCUGGGUUACUCUGUGGCUACUGGGGAGUUCAGUGGGGAUGGUGAGGAAGAUUUCAUCACAGGAGUUCCAAAAGGACUCAUGCUGUAUGGUGUCGUGUCCAUAUUAAACGGAAGGGAUCUGACGUCUCUGCUCAACUUGACAGGAGAGCAGAUGGGGUCCUACUUCGGCUACGCAGUGGCAUCCACCGACAUCAACAGCGACGGUUUGGAUGACCUGGUGGUGGGAGCUCCGAUGUUUAUGCGUCGAGGGUCCAAUGGGCGUUUGGAGGAGCUGGGUAAGGUGUACGUGUACCUUCAGAGAGGCCCUCUUCUGCUGGAGCCAAGCCAGUCCCACCUCCUGGGUCAACACGCCUUCAGUCGCUUCGGCUCUUCGCUGGCCCCUCUCGGCGAUCUCAACCAGGAUGGAUUCAAUGACAUGGCCAUCGGCUGUCCCUACGGAGGAGACGACCAACACGGAUUGGUUCUCAUUUACAACGGUCAUGCUGGAGGUCUUAUGGACACGCCCACUCAAACUCUCUCCGGCCAAUGGGCUUCCAGCUCUUUCCCUGCCAGUUUUGGAUAUGCUCUGCGCGGCAACAGAGACCUGGAUCAAAAUGGCUACCCAGAUCUGAUUGUUGGUGCCUUUGGGGUUGAUAAAGCCGUGUUAUACAGGGCUCGGCCAAUAGUGAGCGCCAGUGCAUCUCUUACAGUGCAGCCCACCAUGUUCAACCAGGAGGAGAGGACUUGUGAGCUGUUCACAGGGAGUGAAACCGUCGCUGUGUCCUGUGUCAGCGUCAGUUUCUGCCUGCUGGCUAAUGGGAAGCACGUCCCCUCUCAUCUAGACUUUGUGGUGGAGGUUCAGUUGGACAGUGGGAAGCAGAAUCAGAAAGAGUCCAUCAGAAGGACUCUGUUCCUGGACAGCCAGCAGAGCAGCCUGCUGAAGACCUUCAGCCUUGCUAUUGGAGAACACUCCUGCCAUGAGGCCAAGGUCUACCUGCGGGGCGAGGAGGAGUUUAGGGAUAAACUCUCCCCUGUUUACAUCAGUCUGAACUUCAGUCUGGAUCCUCAUGCCCCCGUGGACCAGCAUGGCCUCAGACCAGUCCUGAAUUAUCAGACAGAACAGCCCAUAGAGCAGAAGGCCCAGAUUCAGCUCGAUUGCGGGGAGGACAACAUCUGCGUCCCUGACCUCAAGCUGGCUGUUUACGGUGACAGACAUGAGGUUUACCUGGGGGAUGAAAACUCUUUGAGCCUCACCUUCAACGCCAGGAACGAGGGCGAGGGAGGGGCGUAUGAGGCCGAGCUCUAUGUGGUGCUCCCCCCGCAGGCCGACUACAGCGGGAUAGCACGCAACAAUGUGAGCUUGACUCAGCUGACGUGCAGCUAUGAGGCAGAGAACCAGACCCGCUAUCUCCUGUGUGAUCUGGGAAACCCCAUGAAGUCUGGGACCAGUUUAUGGGCCGGCCUUCGGUUCACUGUGCCAAGACUGAAGGACACCCAGAACACUGUGCAGUUUGAGUUCCAGAUAAGAAGUAAAAAUGCGAAUAACUCGGAGAGCGAGGUGGUUCUGUUGGAGCUGGAGGUGGCUGCUAUGGCUGAUGUCAUUCUGCAGGGUGUUUCACGGCCAGACAAAGUCCUCUUCCCUCCUCCAAACUGGACUGUGAGUCAGAGUCUGAGGGAGGAGCAGGACGUCGGCCCCGAGAUUCUGCAUGUCUACGAGUUGGUGAAUAACGGUCCUAGUUUGGUCAGCCACUCCACGUUAAAGGUGAGCUGUCCUCUGAGGGCUCCUGGCCACGAGCUGCUCUACCCGGUGGAGGUGGUCACCGAGGGCCCGCUGAGCUGCUCCUCCAAACACACCUUAAAUGCACUGAGACUCAAGCUCCAGGCUCCAGCAGCAGCAGAAGGUCCAAGGUUACUGAAAUCCAACAGUGAUCAUCACAUCCGGAGGAGGGAGGUGUACAGUGACGUCCUGACUGAACAAGGAAACCUGACGUGCUCCUCGGUGGAGUGCUGGCAGCUGCAGUGUGACGUCGGGCUGCUGGAGAGAGGAGCCAGUGUUAUUCUGACCGUACGCUCCAGACUGUGGGCUGAAACCUUCAUCGAGAGGGCCUAUAAGCAGUACGUUCUGGAGUGUUCUGUUCAGUACAACGUCGACAGGAUGCCUUAUUCUAUUCCACCCAAGUUCAAGCCAUCUGGGUCCAAAAAGGUGGUGACUGCUGUAAUGUGGAACAAGCCGGACAGUUUGUUUUAUGUUCCAGUGUGGAUCAUCAUCCUGGCUGUUCUCGCUGGGUUGUUAUUACUCUCCUUGCUUAUAUAUCUACUAUACAAGAUGGGCUUUUUUAAACGAUCAGAUCCGUACGGUACGACCAUGGAGAAGGCCCAGCUCAAACCCCAAGCGUCCUCUGAGGCGUAGACCCGGGACUGAGCCUCCCUGCAGCUGUUCCAAAGAACUGGAAUUAUCCCCAAACAAAUAAGGAAACUGGCUAAUGAUGAGCAGGCUACCCAUUUAUGAAUGGACACAGUAACGGGUGCUGCAUCACUGGAAUACAUAAUGUCUGGUGCUGCACUAAAACGCCAAAGCAGGAGGGACUACAAGUUGAAUAUGCACUGCUUUUUGAACAUGAAGUUGUUCAAAUAGAGCAACAGACAUGAGGCAGAUUUGCUCCUUAGAAGCUCGUCGCCGUGGAAAACUUUUCAACUCACACAUGAUCUGAACUGGAAGAACUGAAGCAUCGCAGCCAACGCAGGAACAAGAACACAACCUCCAACAAAAGGCACUAAUACAACAGUAUUUCUACAUUCCCUAAAGGUGUAAUUCAACAGUUUGCAAUCCCAUCAUUUGAUAUUUUUGAGAUUCCUGCUUUUGUAUGAUUUAUACACCACUUUUUAUUUAUGGCACAGUGUUUUUGCUCUCCAUUGUUGAAUGUUAUACCGUACUGUCUGCAGGACAAUCCUGAUCAAACUGCAAUGUUUAACUUGAAUUAUUCCUCUCCCAUAUUGGGAGGUGUUCUGUGUAUGUUGUAAUGUAUGUAAUGUAUUAUUGUGUUAUGACCCGUUGGUGUCCAGAAUAAAGCCUCAUUUUGUAUAUCCA
Labrus mixtus (cuckoo wrasse) is the source of this 4276-nucleotide messenger RNA. RefSeq names its product integrin alpha-5-like. The transcript is spliced from 30 exons. The coding region runs from base 431 to 3598 and encodes 1055 amino acids. Gene Ontology annotation, cellular component: integrin complex; external side of plasma membrane. Gene Ontology annotation, biological process: angiogenesis; cell adhesion mediated by integrin; cell-matrix adhesion. Gene Ontology annotation, molecular function: integrin binding. Lineage: Eukaryota; Metazoa; Chordata; Actinopteri; Labriformes; Labridae. The record is from RefSeq and is a predicted model, not a curated record.